Molecule: messenger RNA, 1158 nt
Organism: Bactrocera oleae (olive fruit fly)
Lineage: Eukaryota; Metazoa; Arthropoda; Insecta; Diptera; Tephritidae
Biological process (GO): mitotic G2 DNA damage checkpoint signaling
Cellular component (GO): nucleus
Molecular function (GO): chromatin binding
Source: RefSeq, a predicted model, not a curated record
UUGAACGGUUCGACUACGCGACAUUUACAGCGUGUUGCAUAUUUUAUUUGAAUGUUGGUAUGGAGAUCUCAUUCUUUUCUUACAAGGAAUUGACAUGAAAGUGGUAAAACAUGUUUAAAAAUCCCGCUAUUGUUAUUUUCAAGGCCAAAUGUAUGAUGAGCAUUUCCUACUCUAUCGGAAAUUAUCAAACCUGUAAUUUAUUUCUCCAAUUUUUUUUUUACAUUUCUUGUUUUAAAUAAAAAGUCCGUGUGUGAAUUGGGACUUACGCGUGCUCCGAAACUGAUUUGUGAUAAUUGCAUAAAAUAUCAAAAUAUCGUAAAAUCAAAUAUAAGUAGACACACAUCUCUUGAAGGAGUUAACGAUAAUUCUCCCGCGCAUUUAAGUUAAGAAAUAAAAGAUCACAAAUGCCUCAGGAAAUUAGAGUUUUGCAAUGUACUGUAUGCAAAAUGUUCCAAGUCGAUUUGGUAAAAAAGGUGAAAAUAUGGACUUGUAAGGUAUGUAAUGUGAAACAUAAUUUUCUGACUGAGUACUUUCGUGGAAGUGGUCCGGAAUGUCGUGUGCUGGUACAGGAACUGAAUAAGAAUAAAGAGCUUACAGCAUUAAGCACCGCUACCUUUACCUUAGCAAAUCAUGUGGUUCUUCGGAAUGAACAGCACAUUCCACCCCCAGAGUCCACUAAAUUUAUAAAAAAUGAAUUUGCAUGUAAUGAGGCUGAAUUAGAUAAUAAGGAUUUUAAUGGAAGAAAUAUAGAUAUUCAUCAAAAUAAGAAUAUCAAGUCGUCUUUGGAAAAUACUAAAGAAUUGGCUCAAAUCGAAUUACCAAAUAGUAAUAAACGCCUAUCGAUGAGAAAUGACUCCAACAAUAGCAUAAAGAGAGCGUGCAAAUGGGAUAAAUAUGUAUAAACACUAUUAUUUAAGAAAAAACAAAGACAAAAUAUGCAUUAAUAUAUGUUAUAAUUUAUAUUAAAAACAAAACUAAUAAUUAUGUGGCAUUAUUUAUUGAUCAUAAUUGCAAUAGUGUUUACAUUUUUAAUUCAAAAUUAUGUGUAAGCACACGGUAUGUUUGUUAUAAGUAAUUUCCAGAUUAUUUUUUUACUAUUUUGUGGAUGAAGAGGACCAGUUCCCAAUGUAUCCACCAAUAAACAUUUAUAUAUUUUAA